Molecule: messenger RNA, 926 nt
Organism: Gongylonema pulchrum
Lineage: Eukaryota; Metazoa; Nematoda; Chromadorea; Rhabditida; Gongylonematidae
Source: the annotation of a GenBank genome assembly
UUGCAUAUAUUUUUUUUUUUAAAGAAGCUUCAUUUUCAAAAUUACUUUGUAAUUUUUUCAGUGCCAAUUUCAUCCAGAAACCUGGUGGAUUUACACAGAUUUUAUCGAAACAAAAAUGCAAUGAGCGGAAUGCAGCUGCAAAGCGGCUUCAACCGGGCGAUAGCUCGCGGCUACCAUAUCCAUUUCAGGUGCUAAGACAUUUGGACCGUGGUGAUUUGAUGCUGAUGAACCGGCAGCCUUCGCUGCAUAAGCCAUCGAUGAUGGGUCACCGAACUCGUGUACUCAAAGGACAGCGAGCGCUGCGCCUCAAUUAUGCGCCCUGUAAAGCCUACAAUGCGGAUUUUGAUGCGAAUGUCGGAUCGAAUUUUUUGGUACCAAAGGAUGGAACACCAUUGUUGGGUCUUAUCCAGGAUCAUGUGGUAUCUGGAGUGCUAUUGACAAUACGUGGAAGAUUUUUCUCCAAGGAAGAUUUCAUGCAUUUGGUGCUCUCCGCAUUCGCCGAAACCACUCAGCGACUGAUCAUCCCACCACCAGCAAUGCUUAAACCAAGGAGGCUAUGGAGCGGCAAGCAGAUUAUCAGUACAAUACUGCGGAAUUGUAUACCGCUGGAUAAGCCGUUGUUAAAUCUGAGGAGUAAAGCGAAAACGCCACUGUCAUGCUGGAAAGUUGAUGGCUGCGAAAUGCCCGAAUUUAAUAUGAGCGAAUCCGAACACUAUGGAAGCACUCAAUACGGCCUAAUACAUUGCUGCUGGGAUUUAUACGGCCAUCGACAUGCCAUAAGGAUCUUGAGCUGCCUGUCGCGACUUUUCACAACUCAUCUUCAGUAUCAUGGAUUUACACUCGGUGUGGCAGAUAUUCUUGUUCGAAAAGAGGCCGACAAGAAGAGGAGAAAAGAAAUUGAAGCCCUUCGAAAAUGCGGUAAUUAA